AUGCCGAAAGACACCAGCAAAGGGGACACCCAAGCUUCAAGUGUACCAGACGUGUUAGCUGUCGAAUCCACUGUCACUGUUGAACGAAAUACUUCGGCGCGUAGUGCCACAAAGGCCUCAACACUAACUGAAUUGUGGGGGAAGAAGACGACGGAAACGACUAAAACUGCAACGAACGCAACUACGAAAACUAAAAAGGCCGCAGCAUCUACAAAGAAUCCCUCCGCUGAAGAAGCUCAGUCUAAUGGCUCUACAAACCCACCAUCCUCUUCCACAGGCGGUCCCUCGAAAACAUUGGUUGCUCUCACUCGAGCUAUUCUAGACUCCCUGGAAAAAGAUACGAUGGAGGAAUCAUGGCGCAACGUUCUUGCUGCUGAGUUUCAGAAGUCCUAUUUCACCGCACUGAAAAAAUUCCUUCUAACCGAGUGUACUUCCUACACUGUAUACCCAAGCGUGGACAACAUCUAUUCGUGGUCCCGAUUGACACCUCUCGACCGAGUCAAGGUCGUUAUACUGGGACAGGAUCCAUAUCAUGAUGUAGGGCAGGCUCAUGGCCUAUCAUUUUCGGUGCUUGCUCCCACAAAACCACCCCCAUCAUUAAAAAACAUAUACAAGCAGUUAGAGGCUGACUUUCCUGGAUUUAAAACUCCAAAAUCUGGGGACCUAACGCCUAUAGCCAAACAAGGUGUUUUAUGGCUCAACACCAGUUUGACUGUUCGCGCACACAAUGCCGGAUCGCAUGCAAAGAAAGGAUGGGAAAUCUUUACCACUCAAGUAAUCCGCGCAGUCCUUAAUCGUAAAAAUGUCAAGCAAGGUGUCGUUUUCAUGGCCUGGGGUUUACCGGCUCAGAAGACAUUUACCUCUAUUGGUAUAGACCAAACAAAGCACCUUCUGCUUCAGUCUGCCCACCCUUCCCCUCUUUCCGCUCACAGAGGAUUCCUUGGAAAUGAACACUUCCGUAAAGCAAACGAAUGGCUGAACGAGAAGUACGGGAAAGAGGCUGAAAUCGACUGGAUGGUACUGUCCUCAAAUUUAUAA
Messenger RNA from Psilocybe cubensis, 1038 nucleotides. RefSeq lists its product as uncharacterized. Gene Ontology annotation, cellular component: mitochondrion; nucleus. Gene Ontology annotation, biological process: base-excision repair; base-excision repair, AP site formation via deaminated base removal. The record is from RefSeq and is a predicted model, not a curated record. Gene Ontology annotation, molecular function: uracil DNA N-glycosylase activity. The transcript is spliced from 9 exons. Bases 1 to 1038 code for a protein of 345 amino acids. NCBI's taxonomy places the organism in Eukaryota, Fungi, Basidiomycota, Agaricomycetes, Agaricales, Agrocybaceae.